UUGCUCCGCAACAUUCAGAGUGUCUAUCUCACCUUCGUAUGAUCUCGAGAUUCGAUACAAUAUUUCGUCCCCAAUAUAGACACACGAGCAGGGGGCAGGGAACAGGAGACUUGGGGGGUGCACGUGAUAGGAGCUGCAACGGCUGUUGCCGGUCCCGGGAUUCUUAUGAUGGCGUUGGCGUUCUCGUGAAUAUUUUGCUGUGAGGGCUAGAAGUGAUAACAGACUUUCAACAACAAUCAUGUUCAGAGGCGCAUCUUCAAGAACGCUGACUCGGGCACUUCCAAAAAGAUCCUUUGUUCCAAGCGUGCUUCCUACAUUUCGUUCUAGAAACCUGGCAACAGUUGUUGAUCCUAUCCAAAAGGAUCCCGCAGAACUUGAUCAGAUAUCCACUCUUUCAAAUGGAGUUCGCGUUGCAACAGAAGCUUUACCUGGACCCUUCUCCGGCGUAGGCGUCUUCAUCGAUGCUGGAUCCCGAUACGAGAAUGAAUAUUUAAGGGGUGUAAGCCAUAUCAUGGACAGGCUUGCGUUCAAGUCCACUAAACACCGUACGAGCGACGAGAUGCUAGAGACUUUGGAAUCUUUGGGUGGAAACAUCAACUGUGCCUCCUCAAGGGAGUCGCUGAUGUAUCAAUCGGCUACUUUCAACUCAGCAGUACCUACGACUCUUGCGGUGUUGGCAGAAACAAUUCGUGAUCCUUUAAUAAUCGAAGAAGAAGUACAACAGCAAUUGGAGACCGCUGCCUAUGAAAUAGGGGAGAUUUGGUCGAAGCCGGAGUUGAUUCUGCCCGAAUUGGUACAUAUGGCUGCUUUCAAGGACAAUACCCUCGGAAAUCCAUUAUUAUGUCCCAAGGAAAGACUUUCUCAGAUAGAUAAGAGUGUCAUUGAGGCAUACAGGGCGACAUUCAUUCGCCCAGAGAGGAUAGUGGUUGCAUUUGCAGGCGUACAGCAUGAUGAAGCUGUGAGACUCGCAAAGGAGCACUUUGGAGACAUGCCGAAAGCAGAGGUAUCGGAACUGUUGGAAACUGGAUCAGAGACAUCCACCGAGUCAAUCAGCGAAAGAAGCCAUAGCUCGACCUCGUCGAUAUCUUCAUUACCUCCUUCACCAUCACAACAACCUUCUAAACUGCUCUCACGAAUACCCUUUCUCAAAAACCUCUCCACUUCAGCAUCAAAUAAUGCAUCUGUGCAGUCUACCACCGACUUUUCCCCGUCCUCGUUCGAUAUCACAACACCGUCUCACUACACCGGUGGCUUCCUUUCGCUGCCCUCCUUACCUCCUCCGGUCAAUCCUGCUCUCCCUCCGCUUACGCACAUUCACUUGGCUUUCGAAGCACUUCCUAUAUCAUCCGAGGAUAUCUAUGCAUUAGCUACCUUACAGACUCUUCUUGGUGGAGGUGGAUCUUUCUCGGCUGGAGGUCCUGGUAAAGGCAUGUACUCUCGUUUAUAUACGAACGUCCUGAACCAGUUUGGCUGGGUCGAGUCAUGUAUGGCGUUCAACCACUCAUACACCGACUCGGGGCUUUUCGGCAUAUCAUCUAGCUGUUCGCCAGGUAAUGUCCUCAACAUGUUGGACGUCAUGUGUCGGGAACUACAAGCUCUGACCUUGGAUACUGGAUAUUCUGCUCUGCAACCUGUCGAGGUGAACAGAGCUAAGAAUCAGCUAAGAUCAAGCUUGUUGAUGAACCUCGAGAGUAGAAUGGUAGAGCUCGAAGAUCUAGGAAGACAAGUCCAAGUUCAUGGCAGGAAAGUUGGAGUGAGAGAAAUGUGCAAGAAGAUUGAUGACUUGACGAUACGAGAUCUUCGAAGAGUGGCAAAGAUUGUCGUUGGUGGUAUGGUCAAUAACCCAGGAAAGGGAAGUGGUGCCCCAACUGUGGUGCUGCAAGAAGGCGAAGAGGAGGGAGUUACCCGACAACCCUUUAAGUGGGAGGCAAUUCAGGAUCGUAUUGAGAGAUGGAAGUUAGGCAGAAGAUGAGCUGGGGAGUAUCGGAAACAUGUAUUGCAGUGUACAUGGCGUGUAUGAGUAUUGUACAGACCGGAAAGGUAGAUCAUGUACAAGUAUAAUGACAUAAACGAAACAGGGUCACGACCCUUUCCCACUUUAUGAUAGUCC
Mollisia scopiformis is the source of this 2110-nucleotide messenger RNA. RefSeq lists its product as uncharacterized. Gene Ontology annotation, cellular component: mitochondrion. The transcript has 2 exons. Gene Ontology annotation, molecular function: metalloendopeptidase activity; metal ion binding. The record is from RefSeq and is a predicted model, not a curated record. The coding region runs from base 239 to 1972 and encodes 577 amino acids. Lineage: Eukaryota; Fungi; Ascomycota; Leotiomycetes; Helotiales; Mollisiaceae.